AUGUGGUCAAACGACAACAAACCUUCCGACAAAACUUCUGGUCGUAUGACUACUCGUAUUCCGAUGGUGCGUCGUGAUCCUAUGCAUGCAUCCGCCGAUCCGAGUGUCGGUGCUUACCCAAGAACAAAGACAAGAACCACUUCGAGUUCAUUGUUAGCCAAUAAAAAAUCCUUGCAUCCGGUUCGAAACCGAGAUCGAUUCGGAAUUCGAAAAACUUUGGAUAUGCAAAAAGUGUCAGAAACUGAUGUUCUUGGCCGCAGAAAACCAAAGAAAACGAAAAAGGAUACUAAGCCAUUUACUGGAAAACUGUACCGGGAGAAAACGUUCGGUGUGUUCUCGACGCCGAGCACGUCAGGGCAUGAACGUCCAUCUAACGUACCUCGUAGACGUCUUCAAACGGAUGAAAGUGAUACAUUGGAUAGGGGAUACGUCUCCGAUGUGAAGAGUGAAAUAACACGGAGUUUUUAUCAGGAAAAGGAGGAGGAGUUUAAAGUUGAUCGACGGAUUCGGCCGAAAUCCGCUGGACAAGCUUUGUACCACGCGGACAGUGACGACGAUAGUUCGUUAGACGGGGAAAUCGAAGUGAUCGACAUAGACAACGACGAUACUUUUAUCGUGAUUCAAGACACAGUCGACAGCAAUUUAAAUGUGAACACUAAUUUCGUCUCCGAUCAGCUAAGCGAUAGAAGAAAAUCGUUGGAAACUGUGGGCCAUGCGAACCGUUACUAUGGCAACACGGAAAACACCAGUAAACAUGGCCGCCAACUGAGUGGAAGUGAAUCGGAAAAACGAGACGGUAGAAUCCAUUCAGACAUUAAUCCUCCUAAUUAUACUGAAAAUACUCUAUCUCCUGCAACGUUCGACCGACGACGCGUGAAAAGUGAUUCCUCAGCCCUUCCUCUUCAGGAUAAUUACGUAGACAAAAGACGAGAAAGUGAAACCUUCCAAUCGGACUCCGACGGCACUCGGUUUAUUAAAAAAUCGAACAGCGUUAAUAACAGACAAAAAUCAAAUGUGAAAUCCGAUGCUUUGCAUCCGGAAAUACCGACCGACAAAACCUACGCCCGAGCUGUGGAAAAUGUGCUCACCAAAUACUCCCAUAUGACAGUCCGCGCUGGAAAUAGUUCCGAGUCUAGUCAUCCGGGAAGAUUUGGAAGUCGGGCCGGAGAAAAUCAUUUAUCGCAUGGGCAGCGAGCAUCCUUGCCGAGGAAAUUGAAACCGCUACUUAAUCGUGAGAAAUUAGGACAUGUCAAUCAAGACCAAAACCAAAUGAUCGAUUAUCCAGAUUCGUCUAGUAAAAACACUGCAAGUUGA
Messenger RNA from Lottia gigantea (owl limpet), 1314 nucleotides. RefSeq lists its product as hypothetical. Lineage: Eukaryota; Metazoa; Mollusca; Gastropoda; Lottiidae. Bases 1 to 1314 code for a protein of 437 amino acids. The record is from RefSeq and is a predicted model, not a curated record. The transcript has a single exon.